CCAUCAAACAACUACGUUACCCAGCAGUCCCAUCUUCGCACUUGCGCACUUCCAGCCAUGGCCCUGGACGUCGGAUGAGGAUGCACUGCACCCGGGCAGCAUCAGUACCAGAACAGUGAAAGGUUGGGUGUAUAUUCGUCGCUGAAGAGUAGAAAAGAACUCCCUUUGGACUAUUUUAACGCUGCCAUUGGCACCUUAAGCGUCCAGCAUGGGAGAGCACAAGGAGUCUCUGCGGAAGAUCAUCACCACUUUAGCUCUGAAGAAUGAUGAGAUCCAGAACUUCAUCUGCUGUCUCAAGCAAAGCCUGCAGAAUUUAGAGGCCAACUCCACACGCGUGCAGGAGGACCUAGAGUCGGAGUUUAGCUCCCUACAGUCAGUGCUUGAUGAGCUGAAGGAUGGGAUGGUUACCCGCAUCAAACAGGAGCGAGCCAGCCGCACAUAUGAACUACAGAAUCAGUUGAGUGCCUGCACUAAAGCUCUGGAGAGCUCAGAGGAACUGCUGGAGCUAGCCAAUCAGACAGUAUGCUCCUCGGAGACAGAUGGCUUCACACAGGCGGCCAAAGACAUUAAGGAUAGUGUGACAAUGGCACCUGCCUUUCGUUUGUCACUGAAGGCUAAAGUCAAUGAUAACAUGAACCACAUGAUGGUUGAUUUUACCCAAGAGAGGGAGAUGCUGCAGGCAAUCAAAUUUCUCCCAGUGCCUCCAACUCCAGAGAUCUUGGCCUCUGAGUGCCAGGUGUGUGACAACACCGUGGCGGUAAUGUGGGUCUUACCAGAGCCCGACUCCAAAAUCGACCACUACAUCCUGGAGCACCGGCGCACCAACCACGAGGGACCGCCACGUGCCCGAGAGGACUACCCCUGGAUGGUGGUAGAGGGCAUCCGUGAGACUGAGCACACUCUCACAGGGCUUCGCUUUGAUACCCGCUACAUGAACUUUCGCGUGAAGGCGUGUAACAAGGCGGUGGCUGGAGAGUUCUCUGAACCGGUCACGCUGGAAACACACGCCUUCACGUUUAAACUGGACGCAGGCUCUUGCCACCAGAACCUGCGGGUGGAGGACCUCAGUGUGGAGUGGGACAGCAGUGGAGGGAAGAUCCAGGAAAUGCGCAAGGACAAGAACCGAACCAACUCGCCCAUGCAUUCCCCCGCCAGAUCUGCUAUGAUGUCUCCAAAGAGAGCCCCUUCUGCUCGAGUGGGCAGAGACCGCUUCACUGCGGAGUCGUACACAGUGCUUGGUGACAGCAUGAUUGACGCGGGACAGCAGUACUGGGAGGUGAGCUUUGACAAGGAGAGCAAGGCGUUCGCGGCCGGCGUGGCCCUGCGGUCCCUGGGCCGCUUCGACCAGCUGGGCAAGAGCAACGCCUCCUGGUGCAUCCACCUCAACAACUGGCUGCAGCAGAGCCUGACGGCCAAGCACAACAACAAGGCGCGCGCGCUCGACUGCCCCAUCCCUGACCGCGUCGGCGUCUACUGCAACUACGAGGAGGGAACAUUGUCCUUUUACAACGCCAGAAGCAAGCUUCUCAUCCACACCUUUAGAACUAAGUUCCAGCAGCCUGUCAUUCCUGCUUUUAUGGUGUGGAAUGGCACUUUCACCGUGCACACAGGGCUGCAGGUUCCCAGCAUCGUACAGAGUGGCCAGAAGAGGAACAGUGGCACCAGCAGCUCCAACGCUAGCCUCACCUAGACCCCAAAGAAGCCUCCCCCGCGCCGCACUGCACCGCAGAACCCGUAACCGUGUCCCGGUCCAGAUCCUCAGCACCGGGCAGGCACCGGUCCAGGAGCACAAACUCUUCCCAGCACAUGUACCAUUCAGCAGCAGCAGCAACAGCAGCAGGCGAGGAGACUCCAGUCACUCCAUCUUCAACACCUUCACCUGCUCCACCUGUGGCUGGGGUUUUAGAGGGGUAGUGGAUGGGGCGUAGGGUAGUGAGAGUAGUGCAGUGGUAGUCUCGUUUCAUCCAGCGCAAUGAUCCUCUGUGCCUUUCAGCUCAAUAGAAUGGGCAUUGAGGCCUGCUCAUACGUAAUCAUAUGCUACAAAGAUAGGCGCUGUUGGGGUUUCAAAGAAAAUUGUAUUCAGAUGUAUGUAUGUUCAUGUGUGUGCAAAUGUAUGUAACAAAAGUCUGUGUGUGUGUGUGUGUGUGUGGUUGUGUGAGUUUGUGUGUAAGGCCAAAUAACUCAUUUUCAAUUUUACAACUGUGUUGAUCAACUGAAGUUAUGUUAACAUUUAAUUGGAAUUUGCACUACUUUUAAAUGCAACUGCAAAGCAUGUUAAUGUAACUUUGUUGUGUCGCACUGUCUGAACCUUCUCGUAGUAUAUAUAUAUAUAAUACACGCUGAAUGUUACGAAUCAUAAGCCUAUAACUGUACCAGCUGCUUUACACUACACUCCAGAACUGUUUUACUGUCAUAGAUAUCAUACCAGGGAGCACAGCUGUCUGCUUGUAUUUAUUUGAGUAGCGUUCAACCUUAAAACUGAAUGUAUUUAUUUCAAUAUUGCCAACACAAAUGCAAAGCAGAUGAGUCGGAGCAGGGCAGUAAGCAGGCAUUUUUUUUUUUAAGUAUAUUUUUUGGGCUUUUUUAUGCCUUUAAUUAGAUAGGAUAGUGGAGAUUGACAGGAAGUGAGUGGGAGAGAGUGUCA
Molecule: messenger RNA, 2644 nt
Organism: Alosa sapidissima (American shad)
Lineage: Eukaryota; Metazoa; Chordata; Actinopteri; Clupeiformes; Clupeidae
Gene: fsd1
Product: fibronectin type III and SPRY domain containing 1
Exons: 13
Coding region: 209-1690 (493 amino acids)
Molecular function (GO): protein binding
Source: RefSeq, a predicted model, not a curated record